AUGGAAGUUGUGGAUACUAAAAAAUCUCAUGCCACCCUAUUUCUUGGCAUCCAUGGAAUGGGAGGCAUUGGUAAGACUACUCUUGCUAAAGCCAUCUACAACAAGCUUUCCAGUCAAUUCGAGCACCGUAGCUUCAUCGCCGAUAUAAGGGAAUCAUGGAAGCGUAACGGCGCACUUUACUUACGUAAUCGGUUAAUCUAUGAUAUAUCGAAGCGCGAAAAUGAAGUCCAUAAUGAGGAUGAAGGGGCUAAGUACAUCUCUUCCAAGUUUAAAGGUACAAAGGUCCUCCUUCUUCUUGAUGAUGUGGAUCAUGUUGUUCAAUUGAAGCGUUUGGCUAGUAAUCGUGAUUGGUUUUCUUCGGGAAGUAUGAUCAUUAUUACCACCAGAGACGAGGGUAUUCUUCAAGAAUUUGGGGUGGACUACGCCUAUGACCAUAAAGAAAUGGAUAAAGAUCAAUCUUUGAUUCUGUUUAGCAAACAUGCAUUCCGAAGGGACUCUCCUCCAAGGGAUUUUGAGGACCUCACCCAUGAAGUUGUAUCCACCACCGGAGGGCUUCCCUUAACCCUUGAGGGAAUAGGAAAAAUUGAGGCCAUUGAUUUGAGUGAAGGCAACUCAAAAGGCUUCGGCAAAAUAGUUGAGCGAGAUGACAACAUUUACACGGGAGAACAAUUCAAGAAGUUGACAAGGCUAAGAUUCCUUCACAUGAUGAAGGGGGCACAUCUCACCGGUUGUGAAUCCUUGGAAACUACGGAAUUCCUCUCGGCUUUUAAGAAUUUGGAGGUUUUGAACCUCGGUUAUUGUUCGCGGCUGCGGCAAAUCGACUCUUCAAUUGGAGGCAUGAUGGCCCUCCUUCGCUUGGACUUGCGCUACUGUAGCGACCUCACAAAGCUUCCGGAAGAAAUAGGUGAAUUAAAGGCGCUGGAGCAACUCCUUCUAACACACACUCAACUUUCUGCAUUGCCGGAAAGCAUAGGAUCUUUGCGGAAUCUAGAAAUUCUAGAUAUUUCUUGGAGUGAUAUAGAAGAAUUACCCGAUGAUAUUGGGAGGUUGAAAAAGCUCCGAGAUUUAAAUGCUUCAAUUUACCUAAAUCUCAAAGGGGAAAUGCCGUAA
Molecule: messenger RNA, 1110 nt
Organism: Rhodamnia argentea
Lineage: Eukaryota; Viridiplantae; Streptophyta; Magnoliopsida; Myrtales; Myrtaceae
Product: disease resistance protein RUN1-like
Exons: 3
Coding region: 1-1110 (369 amino acids)
Biological process (GO): defense response
Molecular function (GO): ADP binding
Source: RefSeq, a predicted model, not a curated record